This is a messenger RNA of Rhagoletis pomonella (apple maggot), 1330 nucleotides long. RefSeq lists its product as uncharacterized. The transcript has a single exon. Lineage: Eukaryota; Metazoa; Arthropoda; Insecta; Diptera; Tephritidae. Bases 1 to 819 code for a protein of 272 amino acids. The record is from RefSeq and is a predicted model, not a curated record.
AUGUAUCUGAAAAUUUACAAACUAAUCAACAACUCUUUUCUUCUUCUACUUUCAGCGGGCAGCGCACGUAACUCAACAACACUGCGCGUACGCGGUAGGCUCAAUACUGGUGCGGCUGAAAAAUCCUUCCUCGAGCCGUUGCGCAUAAAUAGACUGCAGCUGCUGGAGCGUGAUCAACAAAUAUCCGACAAUGUUGUCUCCUCAUCGACCACAACAGGAUUGAAAUUGAUGCGCGCCAUCACAGCCGAACAAAUGGAUCUCGACGAUGACAUCACCGACGAAGAAGACUGCGAAGUACAUUCCAUAACAAGAGGGGCGCAAUGCUACAAUAGACACAACAACAACAACAACACCAGCAGCCACAACAUUAAAACAGUAUUCACAGCACCCACGCUGCAUGACAAACAAUCACUGCCACCCAAAAUAGCAACAACAACAACAACAACGACCUCUGCGAACAAUCAGCAUAGCCCGAAACAUUACCAGCAGCAAUAUUACGCCGCUAGUGAUGACGACGAACAUGAUUCCGAUACAUAUUCAAGCAUAUGUGAGAUUAAAAAUACCGAAGGCUUAUUGGCAAUCGCAUUAAAAACCAUCAAACUGGUGAAACGUAAUCAAAUGUUGCAACGCCGUUUGGCGCAGCUGCAGCUGGAAACUUCCGAAUUCAUACAAUCAGUGUUGGCAAAUCCAGAGAAUCGUCACUUUCGCAACAAAAUGCAAAAGCCUUCAUCGCCAUCGGCGGUCACGUCUGCCACAUCGCCCAGUGUAACGCCUUUGCAGGCGUUGCAAUCACCAACAGCGACGGCGGCUGACAAUUGAGCGUAGUAGAUUUCUCAUAGAUACAUACAUACAUACAUCCAGCUAUGCAUUUGCAUGGUUCCGGCGAUAUGUUGCUGUUGGCGUGCUUCAAAGCGCUUUUUAGCAACAUGUUGCUCACUAAUAAUAAUGUUGCGAUGCACAAAUCAGCUAUUAAAUACAUAUAUACAAGCGCUUAUAGUACACACAAGCACGCGCACGCGCGCCUGUCUCACCGAUGUGCUUUCUGCGUAGCUUUUGUUAAGCCAGCAGUUGCCGGUUGUUUUGUUGCAUACUUGUAGGCGCAUCGCGAUUUCACCUCAAAUUGUGAUAAACAAAAAAAAAAAAUAAAUAAAUAAAUCGAAGCAUAACACAGCGUUGCCGCUUUACUAAAAUACUUAGCUGCUAGUAAUCAACUCCACUUAUCUACAAACUUCAUACAUACAUACAUACAUACAUAUGUCUACCCUCUACUACUAAGAAUUAACUAUGUAUAGAUAUUUAUUCAAUUAUGUACGUUCAUAAUGUUAGAAAA